Vitrella brassicaformis is the source of this 829-nucleotide messenger RNA. Lineage: Eukaryota; Vitrellaceae. The record is from the annotation of a GenBank genome assembly.
CUUCCUCUCAUCAUCAUGCUGACUACGCUGGUCUUGGCGGUCAUGUUGUCUUCCGGAUGGACGGCCUCUCUGCUGAUGUUGACGGUCUCGUUGCUCUCUUCGCAGCUGUUUCAUGCGGUCGUUCGCGUUACGAAGAGCUUCUUCAAAUUGCGGCCACGUCAGUGCUUCUCCACGAUACGCGCGGGAUGCUGACUCAUGCGCCAUGGUUGCCUUGAACAUGUCGAAUCUCUCAGGCAAUGCCGAUAGCAUGACGGCGAUCAUCGUCUCGUCUGGCACUGUUGAUCCGACUUCAUGAAGGCGCUUGACGAGAAAGCUGAAGUCGCCAAGGGCGUCGUCAAGAUCGUCCUUGAUCAUCUUCUAGCUGAAGAAUCGCUGCAAGAGCUCGUGCUUGCAUACGAUACGAUCAGGUAUGAACCGCUUCCGCAGUUCUAGAUACGCCCAUGCACCAUUCUCGCCGUGCUUCUGGUAUGCUUCUUGAAUCAGUCGCUUGGCCUUGUCUGCUGUCUGCAGGGCGAGGAAGCCGAACAGCCAUCGGAGGUUCUUGGCGUUGGAGCUCUCCUGCUCAAUCAGGAUUGGCUGUCCCUGCUGGUUCACCACGGGCUGAUUAUUGCCAUCCAUCUGUGGCACCGCUAUCUUCAUCGGCGGGACGUCCUCAUCCUUAGUAGGUAGAUAGACUUUCACAUCCAUCUCUCUUGCUGCCAAGUAGGCUCUGAGAGUAAAGUCCCAUUCACGCCACUUGAUGUCGUUCUCGCCACUCCUGCCGGUAAAGACGGGGAAGGUGGCCUUGGUCUCGAGAUUGAGUGUCAUCUCUGCUGUCUGCUUUGUUGAU